Meira miltonrushii is the source of this 2137-nucleotide messenger RNA. RefSeq lists its product as uncharacterized. The coding region runs from base 354 to 2102 and encodes 582 amino acids. The record is from RefSeq and is a predicted model, not a curated record. NCBI's taxonomy places the organism in Eukaryota, Fungi, Basidiomycota, Exobasidiomycetes, Exobasidiales, Brachybasidiaceae. The transcript has a single exon.
CUUGCUUGCUUGCUUGCUUGUUGGCUUUUCUUCAUAUUUCAUCUUGCCUUUUCAUCAGGUAAAGGUACCGACCGAUUGAUGUACAUCGUCGAUCAAUACCUUGAAACCGAUUGCAUGAUCAGAACGGAUGUAUAGCUCAAAAGAAGUCAUUCUAGAUCAAAGUCGUACAAAUUCGGUCGAGGAAUGAACAACAUCAAACAAACACAGCCAAAUACAGUGAAACAUCAAAUCAACCUUUUCUUCUGGCUAAAGUAACACAAAUUUCAUUUCACGAACUCCCUUUCAACGAUCAUUACGAAUCCUCUUACGAAUCAAUCACGCAAUCAAAAGUAACGCUCAUUUAUACCACGAUCAUGGCCACCGCUACAUUCUCUCACGCCUCACAAUACCAUUCAGUCAAUCAAGAUUCGAUGUCAAACGAAUUCGGAGGAAUAACAAAUGGAUCACAUCCGACCAAUUGGGAUGAAGAAGUUGUACCUGCACUCAAAAAACGAUUAGAGGCAGAUCGGGUGGACUUAGAUCGAAGGAUAAGCGCAACAGAUUUCAAUUAUGCACGUUUACAAUCUACCAAACCUCGACCUAUACCCAGAAAAAAUGCAAAUGAUGAAAUUUUACAAGAUGGCUUAGGAGAUGAUGAACUCAUUCCAUCUGAAUGGGCUACAGGAUCCAAAGCUCGCUUUCUUACAGCAAAUCGGGAUAACAGUAAUGCUUAUACGAUCUCACGAUCUGCAAGUGAUUUAUACUCAUUCGAUCGAUCACAUCAAGACUAUCACGAUAAUCAUGAUUCAUACGCUGUUGCAGGAGAUACACUCUCGCCCGAUUCACCUCCUUUGCAGGAUGGAAUGAAUUCUGGCACAGAUAUGGUUGCCCAUGCUCGUGAAAGAGCUCGAAAGCUAGCACGCGAAAGAUCAAGAGGAGGAACAGAAAUGGAAGCAACGAAUAGCCUGCAGAGUGACGAAAAUCGAAUGCGAACCAAAUCAUCGCCUGGAUUGGGAGACAGGUACAAUCAAGAACCAGGUGAAUCGAGAUAUGCAAACACUACCAAAGCGCCGAUCAGCAGAAGUCAUUCACCGAGCGAUGGAAGACGUACGCCCAGUAGCAAGAUUCCACUACCUGUCUCUGGAAGUAUGAGUAGGGUAGCCAAUAGUCCACGUAGUGUUCGUGGAAAGCAGGGUACGAUGGGAGAAGGAGAAUUCGGGUAUAUGGAUCAAGGAGUAGCAUAUAAUGAAUCACCUCGACCGGAUGAUGAACAGCAGAAGCAACCUUUGGGAGAUAUCAGUAAUCAUUCUGGUCAGACUACACCAGCAAAGAAGAAGCAAAAAGCGAAUACAGUCACACGAAGGGCUACAAGCAGCGGGGGCGGUAAAAGAAUACAAAACAGUCCACCAACGCAAGAUGUUUUGGAUGAAUUUGGACCGUUGGGAGGCACACCACGUAGAACGAUGGAUACUUCUACGGGCGAAUUUGGAGACAUUUCAAGAGCGUCUUCCAAUCCAUGGGAUGAAGAACUUUUGCCUACUGUGAAACGGAGACUGGCACAAGAAGCUAUGAUGAACGAUCCCAGGUUAAGUCAAGUGGACGGAUUGGUGGACGCUUGGGAUAGGAAUGGUGUUCCGAUCAGUACGAGAGCGGUUAGUGGUUCGUCUUCUCGAAUGAAUGGCAUGAGACAGGCAGCAGAGGAGCAGCAGGGUCUAGGUGGUGCAAACGGUACUCAGAGUGAUGGGUACAAUGAAGAUGUUGACGAGCGAAAGAGAAAGGACUUACUCACACCGGAGCACAGUCCAAAGAACCAUUCACAGGAGCAAAGAAUGAAACGCUUGACAGAUCAACUAGAUUUAGGCUUUCAGCCCGGUAAUGAGAAAGACGAGAUUGAAAUGGCACAAGUUCAUCCGGGUAAAAGAGAAAAGACAAGGAUGGACCAGCAAAAGAAAAAGAGUAAACAUUUUGCUCAUGAUCCAUCGAUGCCUACGCUUACUCAAUCUCAACAACUCUCACAAACGAAAGGGAAAGCCGAUAAUCAAAAGAAUACCAAUCAUUCCGCCGCCGCCGUCGCCAAGAAGGAAGAGGAAGGGGCAGGUUGCUGUCAAUGUUCGAUCAUGUAGAUUAUACAGUAAUUAUCUAUUUAGCGUUUUGAGAU